UGUUGUAGCAACGGGGGACGCGCCUGCGUCUUCUGCUUUUUAUUUUUCACUUAAAACGAGGAGUGACUAAACCGUUUUAUACGGUUAUUUACCAAACUAAACUUACGACCUCUCGAUCUUUCAAAAUCGUCCCGAUUUGCUUUUUCGGAUCAAAAACGAUCAAAUAAAUUUAGCGGUCUGUUUUAUAAGUAUAACGUUAGCUCGUUUAGCUCGUUGUUUAACAUGAGUGCGGUUCACAGUCUGGUCCCCGCGCGCUUCCUCACCAUCACAGCGCACCUGGUCAUUGUUAUCACCAUCUUUUGGUCGAGGGACAAUAAUGUAAAAGCUUGUCUUCCUUUGGAGUACACACAAGAACAAUAUGAGGAGGCGGACAAAAGGUUGGUGGUGGGGCUGGCCGUCACACUGGGCCUGUUCGCCAUAGAGCUGGCUGGUUUCUUCUCAGGAGUGUCCAUGUUCAACUGCAGCCAGGGGCUCCUUUCGAUUGGAGCUCAUGCCAGUGCCUCAGUAGCUCUUCUUUUCUAUCUGUUUGAGCAGUGGGACUGUAGCGUCUACUGGUGGAUUCUUGCCAUUUGCAGUGUCCUUCCAGCCUGUGUGGAGAUCGCACUGUUUAUCGCAGUGUUUGGAUUUAAGAAAAAGGUUUCAUAGUUACAUGUCUAAGUAGGACUUCUUUUAAUAUUUUUAUAUCUGCUGUUAUUGUCUACAAAAAUUUAUUUUUGAUAUGUCACUCACU
Messenger RNA from Boleophthalmus pectinirostris (great blue-spotted mudskipper), 730 nucleotides. It is a transcript of the gene tmem107l, whose product is annotated as transmembrane protein 107 like. The coding region runs from base 223 to 645 and encodes 140 amino acids. Lineage: Eukaryota; Metazoa; Chordata; Actinopteri; Gobiiformes; Gobiidae. Gene Ontology annotation, cellular component: MKS complex. The record is from RefSeq and is a predicted model, not a curated record. The transcript is spliced from 5 exons. Gene Ontology annotation, biological process: protein localization to ciliary transition zone; non-motile cilium assembly.